Molecule: messenger RNA, 677 nt
Organism: Caenorhabditis angaria
Lineage: Eukaryota; Metazoa; Nematoda; Chromadorea; Rhabditida; Rhabditidae
Source: the annotation of a GenBank genome assembly
AUGUCUUAUCGUCGUUCUUCGAAUGAUUAUUAUUAUUAUGAUAAUCGCAAUCAAAGUGGCAACAGGUCAGGAAACAUAGUUGACGAAUACAUAAAACUUAUAGUUUUUCAGUGGUCGCAGCGAUAGAACUGGAGUUGUCUAUACUGAUGGUGCUUGUUCGAGAAAUGGAAGAUCCGAUGCUUCAGCUGGAUGGGGUUAUUGUUGGUCUGACAGCAACGGUUAGUUUUUUUUCUUCAACGAAAACAUAUUUGAAACAUUCAAAUUUCAGGAAGAAUCAACCGUGAAUCGCACGGUCCUGUUGAAGGUCGUCAAACAAAUAAUCGAGCCGAAUUAGUCGCAAUUCGAAAUGCUCUCGAAUCAUCACAUUCUCGCAAUUAUGAUCGUGUUGUUGUUCGAACUGAUUCGGAUCUUGCUUGCCGAACAAUGAAUGACUAUGUUCAUAAAUGGGAUCGAAAUGGAUAUACAACUUCGCAAGGAACUCCAGUUGCUAAUCAAGAUGUUAUUCGUCAAAUCAAUGGAUUGAAAAACGAUUUCAAAGAGGUAUGUGAAUUCGAAAACUAACUAUAACUUUUUUCAUGACAUUUUUCCAGGUUGUCUUCCAACAUGUUCCAGGACAUUCUGGACAUGCUGGUAAUGAAAGAGCCGAUCAACUUGCGAGACAAGGAGCCAGACAAUGA